AUGAAGAAUCCCGCCUGCGCAGUCGCCGCCUCUGUCGACAUGGCUGCGAUGUUGCUGCUGCUGCGCGUCCUCCGCCAAGGCCCAGGUCCGGGUCCCGGGAGGCUGUGGGGCCCAGGUUCGAACCUCUCCUUCGGGCCUGCGAGCAGGCGGCCAUACGUGGUCUGCAGGCCUUCGCUGGGUGUCGCCGGGACCGGAAGCCAAGUUCUGCAGAGCUUGCAGCUGAGAAUGCUAACGCCUGCCUUCAAAGGGCCCGGUGGAUUGCUGCUGAAACAGCAUCUAGUUCAAAACCCAGCGGGACUUUGGCGACUUUUAGGUGGUGCUUACUAUUUUACUACCUCAAGGAUGAAGCAGAAGAAUAAAGACAGUGAUGAGUCCAAGGGGAAGGCUCCUGGAAAUGAUGAAGAGGAGAGGCGGCGCAGGGAGCGGGAGGACCAGAUGUACCGAGAGCGGCUACGCACACUAUUCGUCAUUGCCGUGGUCUUGAGCCUGCUGAACUCGCUCAGCUCCAGCGGAGGCAACAUCUCCUGGAAUGACUUCGUCAGUGAGAUGCUGGCCAAGGGCGAGGUGCAGCGUGUGCAGGUGGUGCCUGAGAGUGACGUCGUGGAGGUCUACCUACACCCCGGGGCUGUGGUAUUCGGGCGGCCGCGGCUGGCCUUGGUGUACCGGAUGCAGGUGGCAAAUAUUGACAAAUUUGAGGAGAAGCUGCGGGCGGCUGAGGACGAGCUGAACAUCGAGAGCAAGGACAGGAUCCCCGUCUCCUACAGGCGUACGGGGUUCUUUGGGAAUGCUCUCUAUGCCCUGGGGAUGACGGCAGUGGGCCUGGCCAUCCUGUGGUACAUGUUCCGCCUGGCAGGGAUGGCAGGAAGGGAAGGCGGAUUCAGUGCAUUGAAUCAGCUUAAGAUGGCUCGCUUCACGAUGGUGGAUGGCAAGUCGGGGAAAGGCGUCAGCUUCAAGGACGUGGCCGGCAUGCAUGAGGCUAAGCUGGAGGUUCGGGAGUUUGUGGAUUAUUUGAAGAGUCCCGAGCGCUUCCUCCAGCUUGGAGCCAAGGUUCCGAAGGGCGCGCUGUUGCUCGGGCCUCCAGGAUGUGGGAAGACGCUGUUGGCCAAGGCGGUGGCCACAGAGGCCCAGGUCCCCUUCCUGGCGAUGGCUGGCCCAGAGUUUGUGGAGGUCAUUGGAGGCUUGGGUGCUGCCCGCGUGCGCAGCCUCUUCAAGGAAGCAAGAGCCCGGGCCCCAUGCAUAGUGUACAUCGAUGAGAUUGAUGCUGUGGGCAAGAAGCGCUCCACAUCCAUAUCCGGUUUCUCCAACACAGAGGAGGAGCAAACCCUUAAUCAGCUGCUGGUGGAGAUGGAUGGAAUGGGCACUACAGACCACGUCAUCGUCCUGGCAUCCACAAACCGAGCUGACAUCCUAGACAGUGCUCUGAUGAGGCCUGGCCGACUCGACCGGCAUGUGUUCAUCGAUCUUCCCACGCUGCAGGAGAGGCGGGAGAUUUUCGAGCAGCACCUGAAGGGCCUGAAGCUGACCCAGGACAGCACCUUUUACUCACAGCGACUAGCAGAGCUGACGCCAGGAUUCAGUGGCGCUGACAUUGCCAAUAUCUGUAAUGAGGCUGCUUUGCACGCCGCCCGGGAGGGGCACUCGUCGGUGCACACACAGGACUUUGAGUAUGCCGUGGAGCGGGUCGUGGCAGGGACGGCCAAAAAGAGCAAGGUCCUCUCCAGGGAGGAGCAAAAGGUGGUGGCCUUUCAUGAGUCUGGCCACGCCCUGGUGGGCUGGCUGCUGGAGCACACGGAAGCCGUGAUGAAGGUCUCCAUUGCUCCUCGCACGAAUGCCGCACUGGGCUUCUCGCAGAUGCUGCCCCGAGACCAGCGCCUCUUCACCACCGAAGAGCUGUUCGAGCGCAUGUGCAUGGCCCUGGGUGGCCGUGCAGCCGAGGCCAUCUCUUUCAGCCGGGUCACUUCUGGGGCCCAGGAUGACCUGAGGAAGGUCACACACAUCGCCUACUCCAUGGUGAAGCAGUUUGGGAUGGCUCCUGCCGUCGGGCCUGUCUCUUUCCCCGAGGCCCAGGAGGGCCCUGUGGGCAUCGGGCGGCGCCCCUUCAGUCAAGGUCUCCAGCAGAUGAUGGACCAUGAGGCAAAGCUGCUGGUGGCCAAGGCCUACAGGCACACGGAGAAGGUGCUUCUGGGCAACCUGGACAAGCUACAGAUGCUGGCGAAUGCCCUCCUGGAAAAGGAAGUGAUAAACUAUGAGGACAUUGAGGCCCUCAUUGGCCCGCCGCCCCAUGGGCCCAAAAAGAUGAUAGCACCACAGAAGUGGAUUGAUGCCCAAAGGGAGAACCAAGUGACUGGGGAGGAAGAGGCCGCCCCACCGCCCCCUCCCCGUGGCGAGGAGCCUUCCUGGCCGGGGUAGCUGGGACUGGAUGGUCCAGAACUGCUGCUGCCCGAACUGCCUCUCGCCCGCACUUGUCUGUAUCUUCUCGGCAAGCCCUGGUGUUCUGCUGAAGGGCUACCGAGACCUAUUUAUUGAUGUCCGACCUGUGACUAGUAAACAUCUGGUCAGCUGUG
Cavia porcellus (domestic guinea pig) is the source of this 2564-nucleotide messenger RNA. It is a transcript of the gene Spg7, whose product is annotated as SPG7 matrix AAA peptidase subunit, paraplegin. Gene Ontology annotation, biological process: mitochondrial protein processing. The transcript is spliced from 17 exons. Gene Ontology annotation, molecular function: zinc ion binding; ATP binding; ATP hydrolysis activity. The record is from RefSeq and is a predicted model, not a curated record. NCBI's taxonomy places the organism in Eukaryota, Metazoa, Chordata, Mammalia, Rodentia, Caviidae. The coding region runs from base 1 to 2409 and encodes 802 amino acids. Gene Ontology annotation, cellular component: m-AAA complex; membrane.